UUUUUAUUUCAAUUGGAAGAGAUCAAACAGUGUAAACAGUCUAAAUAAAAAUUGCUGUAACGGAACGCAGACAGUUUCAAUCAAUGCGCAUAUUUACCUUGUUCAUUGACAGGAUUGUCAUUGAGCAUUCUUCUAGAUAUACCCAGAUGAAACGUUCCACGUUAUUACCAAUAUGACUUCAACAAGAACAGUGGACAAGCUUUCAUUACUGUACAUUCGCUAGAGAAGUUGUUGCUCGGAUACAUACACCUCUCCUGACUGCGCAAACCUAUAGUCCUUGAGGCACAUAUGGAGCUCAUCGUGCACACCUCCGCAGUCCCACCGGCUUUGGGUUUACUUGAGCUUCCUCGUGUAUGGCAGACUGAUAAAAAAAAAUGAAUAGCUCUACUUUAAUUAACUUAGUGUUUUAUGAAAAUACUGUAGCCUAUAUUGGAUUUUAUACAGUAGCCUAAAUGUAAAGGCCCACCUUAAGAUAAGCUUUUUAUCAAAAUGUAUCCACUAGAAUUCAGAUUAGAUUGUAAUGUGUUCUGCAUAGUGUUUUUUUUUUGUUGUUGGAUUACUAUAGAGACAAUUAUAAUUGUUAAUUCGGUUAAAAACGCAAUGAGUAUAAAGGUAGCGUCAUGUGUCUGACCAAUUUUAAAAUAUUGGCCUAGGACUAGGUCCUAAUAGCUGAGUUAUAGUAUAGUAAAGAGGAUUUAUACAUCUACUGCUUUGUACAUUUUUAUAAAUAACAGUUCAUCUUUAAUAUGAGCAUAAUACACAUUCGUAAAACCAAUGCCUAUAUUAGUUAGAAUUGUUGCAUGCUUAAAAUAUCAUGCACCAAUUAAGAUAUCAAAUUCUGAUAUGUCAAAUGCUGACAUCCUCUGACCCCACAGAGCGCCUGUCUUGUGCGAUUUCAAAUGAUGUCACACGAAACCACAAGGGGAACUCAGAUUUGCCAAAAGCUUUACAGUUAUACAAGACUCCGGCCACCAAAGAACAGCUCCUUUGCGACGCGGGUAAGACCAACGUUAUCGUAGCAGUAGCCUAGUAGAUGGGCCACAAGUGGAGAAUUGAUGGAAGAGAAUUGAGCAAUUAUCUACUUUACUUUUUCUUCUUGGGCGGUGACUAUUGGUGAGGUCUUGGCUGCGUUAUUGACUCAACACGCCUUAUUGAGCAGUCGUGCUAGACAUAAGUGCUGGUUUUCCGGAAUCAACGCAAGCGAGAACAGUGAGGGGGCUCUCGUCGACUCCGAGUGUGCCGAAUGAUGUCCUUUCUGUCGGGGCAGUGAGAAGGAAUCAAAGGUAUCUACAAAAGGACCACCAACGCCUGCUUUUCAAAGGUGUUGUUUUGAGAGUUAUGGACAGUGCGCUCUACCACUCAGCGGGAAUUUUCGGCACCCCCUCGGCUUCUAGAAACUUGACUGCGGGCGGAAACAUGAUCACCUCCACCAAGCCUCUCGCUUUUUCGAUCGAACGGAUUAUGGCCAGGACGCCCGAGCCAAAGUCGAUACCUUUCCCCAACCUGUUCCAUCACACUCCGGUGGGCAAAGCGGACCCGAAGCAGGCGCUCAACAUGACUUCAUCAUCACUGCAUUGCAUGAUACCAUUAGUGCCAUUGGCAUACGAACCGGGUCAUAAACUAAAUAUGAAUGGAUUAGAUACGAGUCACUUUGACGCUUCCUCGUAUAAUUCAAAUGAGUUGGUCAGCAUUGGUUUGAACUAUAAGAACGAACAACCAGAUCUGAGCUCGUCGGUGGGACAAUACAAACUUUUUCGACCACGGGUGGUAAACCAGUCAUCUUUUCAUGCCAUGGGAGCUGUGUGCUACCUGAACUGCGGGCAGAGUGCAUGCCCACCCCCAGCCAGCAUCGUAAACAUCCACCCCAUGGCCUCCUACUUUCUCAACACUCCACUGCAGCAUGCACGCCAGAGAGCUUUCCUCGCGGAGAAAAAUAAAGUGUCUCACUGUGCAGACAGAUACGCAUCCGGAGUUAAAGACAUUUCCCAAACUCAACUCCAUCACUACAUGAAAGAGAGCGCACAGAUUAUAUCGGACAAACUAUUCAAGGGCUCUUCCAAAUUGAACAGUGGUUGCCCAAGCGGCAAACCCAAAGUAUUCACCUGCGAGGUUUGCGGAAAGGUGUUCAACGCCCACUACAAUUUAACGCGCCAUAUGCCCGUGCACACUGGAGCGAGACCAUUCAUCUGCAAAGUAUGCGGCAAGGGAUUUCGACAAGCAAGCACCCUUUGUCGCCACAAAAUUAUUCAUACUCAGGAAAAGCCUCAUAAAUGCAACCAAUGUGGAAAAGCGUUCAACCGGAGUUCAACUCUUAACACUCACACACGAAUCCAUGCAGGUUACAAACCCUUCGUCUGUGAGUUCUGCGGCAAAGGAUUUCACCAAAAAGGUAAUUACAAGAACCACAAAUUGACGCACAGCGGGGAGAAACAGUUCAAAUGCAACAUCUGUAACAAGGCCUUCCACCAAGUGUACAACCUGACGUUCCACAUGCACACGCACAAUGACAAGAAGCCCUUCACGUGCCCGACUUGCGGCAAGGGAUUCUGUAGGAACUUUGACCUGAAAAAGCACAUGCGAAAACUACACGAUCUCUCUGGAUCCCAAUCCCCUGCCACUCUCACCACAGGCGAAACUGACUAAAAAGCUCAGAGGCUAAAAUGCCAACCAUGCGCCUUUACGCACACUGAUUUGCCCAAAUCUGGAAUUACGCAUGCGAGUUUAGACCGCGCAAAGAUGCUGUGGACUAUUCUAUUAGUACAUAUUUUCCUUGAAUUUGACAUUAUAAUGUCACUAUACUGUUGUUUUAAAUCUCAGGAUUACUGUAAAAUGUCGAUAUUUAUUUGAAACUUUAUAGGCUAAUAAUUUAAGAGAAUAAUUGAAGACUGUACAAAUUAUGUUUUGCUGUGAUAAGUGUGGUAGCCUACCCCAUUUUAUAUGAUGCCCUUGAUAAAGUUACAAGAUUUUCCAACACUUGUGUAUAUGCAAAGUUUUGCAGGAAACGAGUGUCUUUGACACAACCUAUAGGCUAUGUUUUUAAACAGGUGCACAAACUCAAUCAUUUAAGUUAUGAAAAUAAAAUAAUGACAAUAAAAUGAAACUCUGUACAUGUCAUAUUGUGUCCGAUAUCCUAUUUGACUGACAUGAUUAAGAAAAGGAGUUCCAUUAUUUAGAAAGUGAUGAACAUAGCCUAGGCCAAAAUAUUGCAUGAUGGUGAGAGGAAAUAUUCGGGUUAAUAAUAACAGUAGUAGUAUUAGUAGUAAUAAUAAUAUCCUAAUAUAACUUUACUGUUAUUAUUGUCAUCAUCAUAGGCCUACGAUUGUUGUAGUGAUAAUUAGGUCUAUAUCAUCUAUAUGGAGGAUAAUCAGUGCCACUUUAAAAAUGACAUGCUAAAUUGGAAUAUCAAAAUGACAAAUGCAUUUCUAUUUUCAUAUCAGUGUGCAUGAUUCGUGUCACAAUGAAUUGCCGUGUUAACAUGACAAUCGAAAAUGCUAAAUGAAAAUGCUAAAUGGUACAUCGAAAAUGGAAAAUGGUAAACAGAAAAUUCUAAAUGUAAUGCUCAAAGUGAAAUGGAAAGUGCUUGUUUUUAUUUUUCAACUGCCCAAUGUACAAUUUUCUCUUUUCAUUUUCAAAGUGUAUGCAAAUUGUUUCCUGGAGGCUGAACCACGAGAUCAACAUGACUCCAUCGUGCAUUGCUACAUCCUAGCUCUGUAUAUUGAUUUUAGCGUAAACAACAGGGUUCAGACCCGAUUACCUUUACACCAAAAUAACAUUUGGCAUGCUAACCCAAAGCCUAGGCAAUUUAUCUUGGUGAGCCAAUGCAAUUUUUCUUGUCUCAGGCAAAGUUACUCAACAUCAGACAUCGUUACUCAUCACAGGUGCUUGGUCACUGAACCACCUUUGUUACA
This is a messenger RNA of Oncorhynchus mykiss (rainbow trout), 3908 nucleotides long. RefSeq names its product fez family zinc finger protein 1-like. Gene Ontology annotation, cellular component: nucleus. Gene Ontology annotation, molecular function: DNA-binding transcription factor activity, RNA polymerase II-specific. Lineage: Eukaryota; Metazoa; Chordata; Actinopteri; Salmoniformes; Salmonidae. The record is from RefSeq and is a predicted model, not a curated record. Gene Ontology annotation, biological process: regulation of transcription by RNA polymerase II.